CACAGAGUUGAUCCAGAAGCAAUCCUUCCACAAUGUAUCUUACUGAAUGGGUGUACUGAACAGCAUACAGCAAGGUUUGCCUUCAACAUUUCUAGCAAGAAUAUAGCUGGAACAAAAGAUGUGCCGUUGGACCUUCAGACACAAGUAGAGGAGACUUUUGGUGCUUCUGUUUUCAACGUGCGUAAAGCAUUGUUUGUGGUGUCACCUACGGAGGGACAACUCAUGUCACAGUUCUGUUCACAGUGUGGAGGAAACAACACCAAGAACCUGGCUGGCAGUAAACGCAGGUGUGCAGCAUGUGAGGCGGAACACUAUCCACAGAUGGCCCCAGUGGGAAUUGUGCUGGUGAGCCAUGAGGACAAAUGUCUGUUAGCCAGACAGAAACAGUUCCCUCCUGGCAUGUACAGUGCACUGGCUGGGUUCUGUGAUAUGGGAGAAUCUCUGGAGGACACUGUGAGGAGGGAGGUAGCUGAGGAGGUUGGCCUGGAGGUGGACACUGUCUCCUACAUGUCCUCCCAGCACUGGCCAUUCCCACACAGCUCCAUCAUGUUGGGCUGUAAUGCAACUGUCAGGUCCAUGGAGUUGGAAGUGGACAAGACUGAGCUGGAAGAUGCACAGUGGUUCAGUCUGCCUCAGAUUCAAGUAGCCUUGAUGGCAGGUCCCUUGGGAUUCGACCAUUCCAAGAAAACAUCGGAGUCCAUCCCUCUGUGGAUACCACCUCGUGAAGCUAUCGCGCAUCAACUUAUUAGGAACUGGGCAGAAAAAAAGUUGAAAUCGUUGUGAUGAAGUCUGAAAAUGAUGUUUGACUUUCACAGGGUCUUUUGACAUGAAAACUCAUCAGUGCAAAGCUGCCCACGCAGACUCUACCGGCCUAACUACUUUGGCUAUAGGGAGAACAGUUUGCCAGGGAAGUUUGGCCACCAUUGGGUUUCGAAAUUUCCUCAUUCAGUUGGGCCAACUAUUAACCUUAUUAAUUAUUAAACUUGGACUGACUCUUUUGGCCUGGUAGUAUAUAUAUUAAUUUUCCAAUUUCUGCAAUCUCUUUCUGCAAUCUCUUUCUGCAAUCUCUAUCAUUUAGGAAGGCCUGGUAGAGGCUAGAAUUUUUGACUGAUCUUCAUUGUACCAAAACUUUCUCAGGAUUAAAUUGUGAAUGCAGAAAUGAUCGUGGAGGUUUACAUGUAUACUCAAUACCACUGACAAACUUUUGUUUCUGUCUUCUCUUCGCCUACCCCCUUGUCUAAAGCUGUACAUUUUGUACAAGUUAAUCAGUAAACUAAUCUCUAUUAGUAUUAUCAUACAGCCAGGGGGCCUUGACUAAUCAGAAGGCCUUGUUUCAUGUUGGUUAUGAAACAUAUGGAAAAUCAUUAAGAACUGGUUAUUUAACAGAUAAAUAUGUCAAUGAUGUUCGAAAGAAUGAUCCAAUCAGAGAAGCGACACAUACACAGGACUCUGACCAGGACUCUGAGAGAUACAAGAAUUGUUGACCAAUCAAAAGUACGGUAACCAUUGCAUCCCCAGCAAAGGGGAAUGAGUCCUUCUGAUAAGUGUAUUUCUUGACCAUGUACUAGGGAAGAAAUAUUGAUAUGCAUAAUCAAACAUAAAGUGCCAAAUGAUUUUAACUUUUACGACUGGUGUACAAUGUUUCUCCAUGUUUUCUCAUUUAUUGUACAAAAUAGGUCCUCAGUGGCAUGAAUUAUUGUUGAUCUUCUCAUCCACCCAAAUAACAGAAGUAGACAAUCUUACUUUUACAAAAUGUAGAAGGAAGGCUAUACUA
Messenger RNA from Branchiostoma floridae (Florida lancelet), 1774 nucleotides. Its product is annotated as nucleoside diphosphate-linked moiety X motif 13-like. The coding region runs from base 223 to 783 and encodes 186 amino acids. The transcript is spliced from 5 exons. NCBI's taxonomy places the organism in Eukaryota, Metazoa, Chordata, Leptocardii, Amphioxiformes, Branchiostomatidae. Gene Ontology annotation, molecular function: metal ion binding; hydrolase activity. The record is from RefSeq and is a predicted model, not a curated record.